GAUCAGCUAUGUUAUCGUCAGCCCAUUCGAGUUCCCGAGAGAGAGGGAGAAAGGGAGGGAGAGAUGGGGGAGGAGAAGGUGAAAGACCAGGCGCUGCAGAUGAUGGGGAUGUUCCAGGUGCUGCCCAGGCUCGUCGUCUUUGACCGCGAUUACACCCUCUGGCCCUUCGAGUGGUUCGUUCGUUCCUUCCUUCCUUCCCUCUUCUCCUCUUUCGUAACGCCCUUCUUCCUCUCUUUCCUUCUUCUCGUUCUUCUCUUUUCAUCAUUCGCCAUCGUUCCAUCACAAGUGCCUGCGUGAAAUUCUGGACGAAGCCCUCCUUUCAAAGUCGAUUCGUCGUGACCGGACGAGGCGUUCCUGGAUGAAUUGGGUUGGCAGCAAAAUGUGAAAUUUGUGCUCUUGGACGCUCAUCUUGUUAGAGUUUUUGUUUCUGUCGAUGUGCAUUGAUUUUGGAUGAUGGGCAGACGUAAUUUGAUAUCAGCAUCGGUUGUAGCUUGUCAAUUAGUUCAUUUCUUUAUCUUGAUGUUCUCUUCUUUGAAUCUUUUGGUGUUUGAGCUUGAUAUGAUUUUGUGUCAGAACCAUUUGUGUUUUGUAGCUUGUUAAUUCAUUCUGAAACAUCUGGAGGUCGUUGAACUGCACACCCUUCUGGAGCUGGAAUGUCUUAUUUUAUGCUUCUGUUUUCUUUAAUCUUUUUUCGCAUUCAUUGGCACCCUUGAGGCCUAUGGGUGUCUUUUUGAAGGUACAACACAAAGAUUUGGUGAAUCCCGAGUGCUAGGCUGCCCUUUGUUUUUCGCUUGAUUUGAUGCGCCUUUUGCAUCGUGGGUGAAACCUUCUUGACUUGCUCAUUGUGGUUUCUUGUUGAUGACCGCUGAAUGUCGCUCCAAACGCGAAAUGCCUUGUCUUUACCCCCAUGCUAAAAGUAUUCUUUAUGCCCUGAAAGACAAGGGGAUUGAUGUCGCAAUUGCUUCCAGAUUGCCAACUCUGGAUAUAGCCAAGAACUUUCUGGAGAAACUUAGCUUGAAGUCGAUGUUUGUUGCCCAGAGUGUUCUGACUGAGCCUACUAGUGGUAGCACCGGAAUAGGGCUGGCAUUUAUGGCUGCUGCCAAGGGUUAUAAACUUAUAAUUAUCAUGCCUACUUCAAUGAGUCUUGAAACAAGAACCAUUCUCCGUGCUUUUGGAGCUGAUCUGGUCCUCACGGAUCCAGCCAGGGGCAUGAAAGGCGCUGUUAAAAAGGCUGAAGAGAUAGUGGAAAGAAUACCCAAUGCAUACAUGCUUCAUCAAUUUGAGAACCCUGCCAAUCCCAAGAUCCAUUAUGAAAGGACUGGACUGGAGAUCUGGAAAGGUUCAGGAGGCAAAGUUGAUGCCCUCGUUUCUGGGAUAGGAACUGGAGGUACAAUAACAGGAGCAGGAAAAUAUCUCAAGGAGCAAAACCCUAAGAUCAAGCUCUAUGCCGUAGAACCUGCGGAAUGUGCAGUAUUAUCCAGUGGCAAACCUCAUUUGGGUCAUCCAUUUCCUUUUCCUCUCAUGACGGUUCAGCUACUACAUACCCUGGUUCUGCCCAGACAACCUUUUGUUUAGUCACUAGAACUUAUGAAUUUGCUACAUUUGUGUGGGUAAAAAAACAUUUGCUUAAACUUUCUGUGCUUUCAUAUGUUUUGGUGAUGUUAAGCAUGGUUCUAUGAUAAUUUCAUAUACACUACAAAAUGAAUUGCCGAAGGUCCACAUAAAAUACAAGGCAUUGGUGCUGGCUUCAUCCCUGGAGUGCUAGAUGUGAAUUUACUUGAUGAAGUUAUUCAAGUAAGUUUUUAUCCGUACAAGGGGACAAAUUUGUGCUAUUUUCUUUCUGUUUUCUGGUCCUGCCAUCAUGUUCAAUUAUCCUUGUUCCUAAAUUUCAUAGCAUCCAUGCUGUUGCACAAGGGAAAAAGGACUAAACAUGCAAACAGAAAGUCUGUUCUCUUGCUGAUAUCCAUCCUACUACCUGAUAGAUCAUCAUUUGUAUUCAACAAAAUAACAACUCUUCAUUUGCACAUGCUUUUUACGAUUUGCAUACCGUUAGUCAAUGAUCUUUGCGUUGUAAAUGUGGUUCUUAUCAAGUAAUUCACAUUGGUUAUUACAGGAUUCUCUUUCUGACUUUGCAGGUAUCAAGUGAUUUGCUGGUAAAGAGACUUGUCCAUCAUUAGGCAUUGAGACUUCAGAACCCCACCCCAGGAAACGAUGCACACACUGGCUAAUAUCCAUUUUUAACUUAUUUCUUGAAACAUGACAUGUCGCACUUCAGAGUUCUCGGCUGCGUGCUUUUUAAGUGGCUUCUUUGUGAUUUUAUCUUUUUCACUUGCAGGUCAGAAUAUCGUCGGGUGUAGCUGCUGCAGCUGCAAUUAAUAUUGCAAAGAGGCCAGAAAAUUCUGGAAAGCUCAUUGUGGUGAGUAAAGUCCAAUUGCCCGCCAUCUUUCCUACGCAGCCAGUUUUCUUCUU
Messenger RNA from Eucalyptus grandis, 2469 nucleotides. Its product is annotated as cysteine synthase-like. The record is from RefSeq and is a predicted model, not a curated record. The transcript is spliced from 5 exons. Gene Ontology annotation, molecular function: cysteine synthase activity. Lineage: Eukaryota; Viridiplantae; Streptophyta; Magnoliopsida; Myrtales; Myrtaceae. Gene Ontology annotation, cellular component: cytoplasm. Bases 859 to 1575 code for a protein of 238 amino acids.